Molecule: messenger RNA, 2754 nt
Organism: Leptopilina boulardi
Lineage: Eukaryota; Metazoa; Arthropoda; Insecta; Hymenoptera; Figitidae
Exons: 4
Coding region: 355-2754 (799 amino acids)
Source: RefSeq, a predicted model, not a curated record
AAUUUUAAUUGAAAAAUCUUGAAUUUCUCGAUCCAAAAACGUGCCAAGAACAAACACAGCGUAACACAAUACAUGCACACGAACUAAUGCACACCUAUUUCCCAAGUAGACGCCGGUUUCCCGCGAUAUUAUUUUACGGUCUAUCCAGUGGAUAUUCGCAGAGAUUUCAGUUAGAUUAGAGAACCAUAUUGGUCCGAGUUGGACAAAAAUUGAUGUUCCACCAAUGAACGAACGACUAUACGCAAGGGCAACGUAUAUUUGUAACUCGAGUUACGUAUCUACUUUCGGGGUGACGUUAAUUCACACUGUUAUACGCACGAACUUGAUGCACCACGUUUUUAGAAAACGAAAAUUAUGGACAACAUGUCAAAAACAAAUUCGGGCUUAAGUAAUGAAAAUUUAUCAGCCCCAUCAUCUUCAACAUUCAUACAAGGACAUAAGAAGAAAUCAGUUCCUCAGCAAAAGAAAGAGAAAGUUAAUCGUAUUCAGAUAAAAAAGAAUCGUACAUCAAAAUUUGUGGGUUAUUCAAGAAGACAAUUCAACCGCAUAAUCAAUAAUGAAGUUAAGAAUGAUUGCCAGUCUCUUCAAAAUAUUGGGGAAAAAAUUAAUACUUCGAAAGAAGCAGCCAGUUCUAUAAAUUUAAUUUCAUCAAAUUUAGGAAAUUGUAGCAAGCAAACAAUAGCUGCACCAUUAUUGUCUAGUAGAUUAAAGAAAUAUGUAGCAGAUGAUUUUAGCACUUCAGAAUCUGAUGACGAGGAGAAAUCUUUUAUGAAAUUGCAUCAGAUAAAUUCCGUAGACGACAAAGAAGUUUUUAUCACUGACGAAAAUUUUAGCAAGAAAACAGAAAAUCCAUCACUAAUUUCUAAUACAAUAAAUACAUUUGCAACGGACGCUUUCAGUACUUCUGAAUCUGAUAUAGAUGAUCUUCCACCAUCUUCUUCUUUUAAAUUCAACUCGAUAAAUUCUUUAGACAAGGAAUUCUUUCAUUUCGAUAAAAGCACUGACUCAGAUUCUUCAUUAGAUCUAAGCGAAUUUGAAAAUCAAAAUUUAUCAGACGAAGCCAAUAGCAAUAUACUUGAUUCUGAAUCAGAUGAAGAAGAAAAUGAUGAAAUCGAUGAGCAAAAUGACAAAAAACAAAAUUUUUUUAUUAAUAUUUUACGUGAUUGGGCAUUAGUAUACAAAGUCACCUUAGCGGCACUAACGGCAUUACUGAUAAUUUUAAGGAAUCACACUGAACACUCUUAUUUACCACUGGACGCGAGAACAUUAUUAAAAACAGAGCAACGCACCGAAACAUCUCAAAUUAGUAAUGGUGAAUAUCUACAUUUUGGACUCGAAAGAGCCGUUAGAUCCAUUCUUCGUGACUAUGAAAGAAAAGGCAUAAGAAUGAAACAAAUAAAGUUAGGUAUAAAUGUGGACGGUUUAGAGAUUUUUAAGUCCAGUAGAGAAGGAUUGUGGCUUAUUUCUUGCUCGGAAAUUAAUUCAAAAGAAGUGUAUCCUGUGGGGGCCUUUUUUGGCAAAGGAAAGCCUGACAAUGCUAACGAAUUUUUAAAACAAUUUGUGGACGAAGCUACAAAGCUGAUAAAUUAUGGAUUACAAGAAGAAGAUGUUAGUGUAUCAAUUGAAUUUUUAUGUUGCGACACUCCGGCAAAAGCUUUUGUUUUAUAUUUAAAAGGUCAUACAGGAUAUGACAGUUGCUCCAAGUGUAAUAUAGGUGGAGUUUAUGUUAAAAGUAAUCCAUCCAAAAAAAAUGCCAAAAAGAAUGGUCAAAUUUGUUUCCCUGGUACUGGUCCCUUUACAUUGAAAUCUGAUAGUGACGAAUUGGAAUUAAAUGUUCGUCCGAUUAUAGCAGACCUUCCACGAUUUGGUUUUAUAUCUUCCGUUCCCUUGGAUUAUAUGCACCUAAUUCUGUUAGGUGUCGUAAAAUGGUUAAUAACACUUUGGGUGAAAGGACCACUCACUGUCAGACUGCCGAUGAACAAAAUAAAUAAAAUUUCCAAAAUGUUAUUAAUCUUACGUCAUAGUACUCCUGUCGAAUUUGCAAGACGUCCAAGGGGACUUUUCGACUACGCUCACUGGAAGGCUACGGAAUUUAGAACAUUUCAUCUUUAUACAGGUCCUAUUGUUUUAAAAAAUGUCUUAUCACCUGAUGUAUAUGCACAUUUUUUACUUUUGCACGUUGCAAUAACAAUUUUAGUAAAUGAUAAUCACAUUAGUAGUAUAGUAAGGGGGCUACGACCCCAGUUACCGACCGAGCAGCGUCAAAACUCUUCAAAUAAUGAAGAGGAACAUGUUUCUUACAAAAUAAAACGGACAAGAUGGGAUGUACCACGGUACAUUCUAGUCCCAUCAAAAUCGGAAGCUGCGUGCACCGUGAAAAAAUGUGCAGAUGAAAAUUGUGAAGAGGAUUAUGUUCCUGUAAAAGUACGCUACACAAGGUGGGAUGUACCUAGAUAUAUUCAGAUGCCAAUGACAUCAACAUCGGAAGCUACGUGCGAACUGUAUUAUCACCCAACACCAAAAGAAUUGUUAACCGUAGAUAACAAAAAUCAUGAAGUUCAGCCUCAAGAACAACUUCUAUUCGAAAGAGAAAUUGAAAUUGACAAUCUUCUGCCUGAAUUAGAUUAUUCUUUGGAAGAACUACUUAUAGUUGAAAAAUUAUGUAAUGAAGAAGUUGAUAACACCAGUAAAGAAGAAUUUGAUUUCGAAGAAUUGUUUGCAUUUGUAGACGAAAUUGCACAAGGUUUUGUGUGA